This is a messenger RNA of Lycium barbarum (goji berry), 738 nucleotides long. RefSeq lists its product as uncharacterized. The transcript is spliced from 2 exons. The record is from RefSeq and is a predicted model, not a curated record. Lineage: Eukaryota; Viridiplantae; Streptophyta; Magnoliopsida; Solanales; Solanaceae. The coding region runs from base 1 to 738 and encodes 245 amino acids.
AUGCCGGAUAUUCCGAAAUAUGAUGGUAAAAUGGACCCGUGGGAACACGUGACUUCGUACUCUUAUGCCAUAAAAGGCAACGAUGUCGAAGAAGAUGAGAUUGAGUCAGUGUUGUUGAAAAAGUUCGGAGAAACACUCUCGAAAUGGGCGUUAACUUGGUACGACCACCUGCUCGAGCAUUCUAUCACCUCUUUUGAAAUGCUCGCAAAUGUGUUUAUCAAAGCCCAUGCCGGAGCCAAAAAGGUGCAGGCCAGAAAGGCGGAUAUCUUUAGAAUCGCUCAAAGAGGUGAUGAACUACUACGUGAGUUUGUAAACCGCUUUCAAAGGGAACGAAUGGAACUGCCCCCGGUUCCGGAGGAAUGGGCAGCGCAAGCUUUCACCAAAGGACUCAAUCCCCAAAGCUCGACUACCUCAUUUAAAUUGAAGGAAAACUUGUUGGAGUACGAGGCUGUAACCUGGGCAGAUGUCCAUAACAUGUACAAAUAUAAGAUUCGGGUAGAGGAUGAUCAGCUCGAACUUCCCCCGAGACUUAUAAAUAUGAGCAAAAACUCUGAGAGAUCGAGAACAAAUUAUGAACCGGAGACAAGACCAUCGAGGGAAAGGUACCGACCAUAUUCUCAAUCAGAAAAGCCUAGCUUCAGCCAAUAUUAUCCGAUGGAGAGUGGUGGAGCAAUUGAAGUUACUGGAUCAGAUUAUCCCGGUAGCCCGGGUGCUCAGCGGGUUCAAUAUGGCAAGUGA